Messenger RNA from Owenia fusiformis, 1982 nucleotides. The record is from the annotation of a GenBank genome assembly. NCBI's taxonomy places the organism in Eukaryota, Metazoa, Annelida, Polychaeta, Sabellida, Oweniidae.
CACAAACAGUGUGUUGUAUUAUACACGUACAUAUAUACCGUGUUAUGGAGAAUAAUCUGAACUUUAUUUGGUAUCAGUGACCACCUACAGGAUGAGCAAGAGGCUUGCAAUCAUAGUGUGCUUUUUACACGUGAUUGGAGCUUGUCUGGGGCAUCUGUGUAUCAUAUCCCCCAGACAGAGGGGAGCGUUUGAUAUUAGUAAGGGUGGAAGCAGUACGUGUUUCCGUCACGGGGCGCCAUGUGGGGGUCAGGCUCCAACGAAACCAAGGGUCACAUAUUUUGGCGGGAAAACGGCAUUUAUAAAAUGGCAGCAGAACUUCAACCACUAUACAGUGGGAUUUCCAGGUUUUAUGGACGUGGCAUUGGGGAUCGACGAGAAAGAUCCAAACAACUUCACGGUUCUUGCUGUCGUACAAGAUGACAACUUUCAUGCACAAGAUCAUCAACAAAAUUACACAGCAGCCGUAGUGCUCCCAAACAUCGAUUGCAGUCAUUGUGUAUUGCGCAUGCGCUAUCAAUCUCACAAACCUGGGGAAACUAUCUUCUAUCAGUGCGCUGACAUCUCAAUCAAGAAAACACCAAAUAGUGAACAUGCACAUUCGAAAGAGAAUACAAUUCCUGAUGAUGUAAUUGCUCCUCCCAUCAAAAAAGCGCAACAGUUGAUUGAUAAUCAUCCAGCUAUGAUAACACCGACGUUUUAUGGGUAUGCAUUUAAUAAAUUCGAUCCUGAUGUAUGUCACUAUGUGCAAUUAAACUGGCCAAAUCUCUAUGUUAAACCAAUCAUAUCAAUCCCUUUUGGGAUAUCAAGUCAGCUGAACAUUCAGCCACCGAAGAUGGAGUUUAAUUCAGAGUCUCAAACGUGGCACAAUAGAAGACUUAAGAGAACGCCAGAAACAAUGCUAUCCAAAAUGGUUGACAAUUAUAUAAAGAACAAUGCGCCCGAACCCCAUGCUUACUUGGUAGACCAGGUCAUGGUUACCGAUACAAAAUGGGGCCCAGGCGGACGGCUGAACGUCACCGUACUCAUAAGACAUGAUGGCAAUCUGGAUGACCCGACUGUUACAAUGUACGUGGUUGGGGCCUGGAAUGGAUCCCUCGUGAGGGAGGGUCCUAUUAUUGGACGACCAGACAAUGUUCCUAUAAGUGCGCUACAAUUGCAGUAUCCCGGAGUCUACCUUCAGUUGAUAAUAAUCGAUGCUCCCAACAAACCAGGUUUUUACAUAUUCAAAGUUGGACAUUUCUUCCUGGACUCUGAAUAUUUGGGCGACCUUGCAACAUCAGAGUCCGAGGACACGUACGUUAACUUCCAAUGGAGUACCUUUGAUCCCAACAAGCAAUUGUUCUACGCCUUGAUGGGAAACGAGAACUCGCCAGAUGAGCUUGAUGCUAGAAUUUACACAUUUGAUCUCAAUCAUAAUAAGGUGACAUACAAGCAGUUGGAUGUCUCUACAUACACAAUCCAAGCUGCCCAGCUCUACCAGGAGACCGGCCAAUUGCUAGCUCUCUCCCCUGGACUCUUCAAGCAGAACAUGAAUCCAGCCUGGGCGCUUGUAGAAGUGGACCCACUAACUGGCAAGAUCACUAAACUAUUUGAUGUAACACCAGCGGGUAUAUUUUCCAAAUACUAUGGUGGUACAAUAAUCAAUGGAGUAAACGAUGGGAUAUUCUAUUAUAAGCUGAGUGUGGCAGACACCCAUGCAUCAGUUAUUGUAUCAGUAGACAUUAAAACAGGGGAUGUGGCUUACUCAAACAUGGCAAAUCUGGAACACAUUCACAAUUUAGCCAUUAUAGAGCCAUAAUAUGAUCUAGAAAGUGGCAUUUUGCAUUCUGAAUGAGAGCAAGCAUUGCAGAUACAAUGAGAAGAAUAUUACAUACAAGGCAUUGACAUGCAGCACGUCACUACCUGCCAUUUGUUACAGACGCCGAACACCAACUACAAAAACACAGGCCACAAAAAAAGUUUGAGACAAUUAUAAUAUGUCA